GGCGGCGCCAUUAAAGCGAGGAGGAGGAGGCGGAGGAGGGCGAGAAGUGGCCGCUGCCGCCGCCGCUGCUUGACUUGAAUUCUUUUCUUUCUUUUUUUUUUUUUUGUUUUUAAUUAAAAAGAAAAAAAAAACAAAAAACCUCCAGCGCGGCCGGGGAGAGCGGGAGUGCGCGCUGCGCCGAGAGCGUGGGCGGCGAGGGGGGCCAGGCCGGGGAGAGAGGCGCAGGAGCGGAGCCCUCGGCAGCCACGCGCGCGCCCGGUCCUGUGUGUGUGUGUGUGUGCGCGGCGUGUGCCUCGCGAGCAGGGAGCGCGGGCGCGCGGCGACGGCGGCGGCGGCGGGGAUCACUUUGCUGCUAGUUUCGGUUCGCGGCAGCGGCGGGUGUCGUCUCGGCGGCGGCGGCGGCAGUAGCACGAUGUCGGAGGAGCAGUUCGGAGGGGACGGGGCGGCGGCGGCGGCAACGGCGGCGGUAGGCGGCUCGGCGGGCGAGCAGGAGGGAGCCAUGGUGGCGGCGGCGGCGGCAGGGGCAGCGGCGGCGGCGGGAAGCGGGAGCGGCGGCGGUGGCGGCGGCGGCUCUGCGGCCGGAGGCACCGAGGGAGGCAGCGCCGAGGCCGAGGGGGCGAAGAUCGACGCCAGUAAGAACGAGGAGGAUGAAGGCCAUUCAAACUCCUCCCCACGACACACUGAAGCAGCGACGGCACAGCGGGAAGAAUGGAAAAUGUUUAUAGGAGGCCUUAGCUGGGACACUACAAAGAAAGAUCUGAAGGACUACUUUUCCAAAUUUGGUGAAGUUGUAGACUGCACUCUGAAGUUAGAUCCUAUCACAGGGCGAUCAAGGGGUUUUGGCUUUGUGCUAUUUAAAGAGUCGGAGAGUGUAGAUAAGGUCAUGGAUCAGAAAGAACAUAAAUUGAAUGGGAAAGUCAUUGAUCCUAAAAGGGCCAAAGCCAUGAAAACAAAAGAGCCCGUCAAAAAAAUUUUUGUUGGUGGCCUUUCUCCAGAUACACCCGAAGAGAAAAUAAGAGAGUACUUUGGUGGUUUUGGUGAGGUUGAAUCCAUAGAGCUCCCCAUGGACAACAAGACCAAUAAGAGGCGUGGAUUCUGUUUUAUUACCUUUAAGGAAGAGGAACCAGUGAAGAAGAUAAUGGAAAAGAAAUACCACAAUGUUGGUCUUAGUAAAUGUGAAAUAAAAGUAGCCAUGUCGAAGGAGCAGUAUCAGCAACAGCAGCAGUGGGGGUCUAGAGGAGGGUUUGCAGGAAGAGCUCGUGGAAGAGGUGGUGGCCCCAGUCAAAACUGGAACCAGGGAUAUAGUAACUAUUGGAAUCAAGGCUAUGGCAACUAUGGAUAUAACAGCCAAGGUUACGGUGGUUAUGGAGGAUAUGACUACACUGGUUACAACAACUACUAUGGAUAUGGUGAUUAUAGCAAUCAGCAGAGUGGUUAUGGGAAAGUAUCCAGGCGAGGUGGUCAUCAAAAUAGCUACAAACCAUACUAAAUUAUUCCAUUUGCAACUUAUCCCCAACAGGUGGUGAAGCAGUAUUUUCCAAUUUGAAGAUUCAUUUGAAGGUGGCUCCUGCCACCUGCUAAUAGCAGUUCAAACUAAAUUUUUUCUAUCAAGUUCCCGAAUGGAAGUAUGACGUUGGGUCCCUCUGAAGUUUAAUUCUGAGUUCUCAUUAAAAGAAUUUGCUUUCAUUGUUUUAUUUCUUAAUUGCUAUGCUUCAGUAUCAAUUUGUGUUUUAUGCCCUCCCCAACCCCCAGUAUUGUAGAGCAAGUCUUGUGUUAAAAGCCCAGUGUGACAGUGUCAUGAUGUAGUAGUGUCUUACUGGUUUUUUAAUAAAUCCUUUUGUAUAAAAAUGUAUUGGCUCUUUUAUCAUCAGAAUAGGGGAAAACUGAAAAUGUUUUGUCUUGGACUCAAGUCACUAGAAGCGUAAAUUUGGAAAAAAAAAACAGUAAACUUUGUCUGAUUGAGGGCAUGGUUAAAAUUGUAGUGAAAUUUUAAAUGUUUUUAGUAAAAUCUGAUUUUACCCAAGAAUCCCUGUCUGAAUUAGAAAUGACUUAAUGUAG
Peromyscus leucopus (white-footed mouse) is the source of this 2058-nucleotide messenger RNA. RefSeq names its product heterogeneous nuclear ribonucleoprotein D (gene Hnrnpd). Gene Ontology annotation, cellular component: nucleoplasm. Gene Ontology annotation, molecular function: RNA binding. Gene Ontology annotation, biological process: regulation of gene expression. The record is from RefSeq and is a predicted model, not a curated record. NCBI's taxonomy places the organism in Eukaryota, Metazoa, Chordata, Mammalia, Rodentia, Cricetidae.